This is a messenger RNA of Verticillium nonalfalfae, 771 nucleotides long. RefSeq lists its product as uncharacterized. The coding region runs from base 1 to 771 and encodes 256 amino acids. The transcript has 2 exons. Lineage: Eukaryota; Fungi; Ascomycota; Sordariomycetes; Glomerellales; Plectosphaerellaceae. The record is from RefSeq and is a predicted model, not a curated record.
AUGGAUCGGCAGCGCGAUUCCACCGUCUCGGGCUACACAAACGGCACGGCGUCGACGGAUUCGGAAGCGGGCCGGCCUUCCAACGAGAGCACCGGCAAUGCCCGAGGCGGCAAGGAGGCCACGGACAAGCUGUCGGCUCACCAGUUCAUCUACCUCUUCCUCCUCGACGGGCUCGGCGCCCUCGUCCUUUCUGGUGGCAUCAACUUUGCCAUCGCCUACGCAAUGUACACGACGCAGAAUCUCACCAAGAACCCAAUCCGUCUCUUCCAGCUGCGAAACACCCUCGCCGGCGACGCGGCCCUGUCGAUUGUCCUCCAGUGCGUCAUCACGUGGCUCCUCGAAGCACUUCUCGUGAACCGCGACUUGCGCAAGGGCGGGAUCCGGCCGAUCGGCUUCGUCGCCGAGCCGACGAGCGCAUCUCUCCGCUGGCUCCUGAUGCUUGACAGCGAGAAGCCGAGCUCGGGCGGCGAGAAGCCGUCGAAGCGCGCGAGCGUCAAGCGAGGCGCGGCGUCGCUGCUGCAGCAGGCGCCGCGGGUGUUCGUCAUCAUCCUGGCCAGUUUCGCGCUCUGCUGGCCGGCGUCUGUUGGCAUCUUGCUCGCCGUGGGCGAGAAAAGGGGCGGCGACUGGUUCUUCGAGGCGACGUGGACGCCGCAGAUCUUCAAAGGGGUGCUGGGUGGCGUCUUGGCGCUGCUGACGACGCCGUUGAUGGCGGGCUAUUGGCUCGUCAGGGAAGGCUGGAGGUUGAAGCGGGGAGGCGCACUGCUGACAUGA